GCAAAUGAUACUUCUGGAACUUACAAAUGACCUCUCCUUGGACUCUCAUCACAAUACUUCAGAAGGACGAUCGCUCAAGCAGUCGUGUAAGCUUCAAUUAUCAAUUUUGAUCAGUCGAAAAUGGACUCUGUUUCAAACAACAACGAAGAACCCAGAUCGUGGGAUGAACUUAUCAACAUAAAUGUAGUACCUUCGGAGUUGUUUCUCAAGUUCCGUAAAGAAAUCCAGGGCCUACGUGUUGGCGUGAAUUUGGAGUUCUACAAUGUUCCACUAAACGAGUUUCAGACAAAGUUGGUGUUAAAGCCUUUAGACCCAGAUCGGAGGUGGAAGUUUACAUAUGAGCCUAUACAUCAUGAUAUACGAGUUCUUUCAAAGAAGAUUCCUAUUACCAAAUUUCUCAAUCUUCAGGUGGGUAUAGGCCAUAGUUUUAAGUUGCACGCAACUGGGUGGAAAUGGAAACUCUCUACAUGUUUGGGAGGAGAUGGUGUUUCUCGGAUACGUAACAAGUCAUCCAUUGGAUUGUUCCCAGGAAUGGAUUUCCGGUUGGGUUGGAGGGCAGAGUAUGUCCUGCCAGAGAUUCAGGGGGCCCUUGGCGCCGGGGAACCAAUGUUUAACUUGAACUCCGGACGGUUGCAAGCAUCUCUAGACAGAGUGGAAGCCAUUUUAACUCAUACUACAAGAUAGGUGUACCUCUUGCAUAGAAUCUGUUUUUUCCGUGUACAUUAACAUCAGUGAGUAUGCCUAAAGUUAAUCUGCGAGACUGAUCCUAACAAACUGAUUAGUAUUUUCAAACCCCUAACAAUACUUUGUACUGACAAUCCAGGUGAAUGUGUUGGAUGAAUAAGGUCAUGGUCAGCUGAUGCGAUGUAGUUGCAAUGUUUUCUUCCUUACUCCUCGGUACACUUUCUUUAUCCCAUGAUGCCAGGUUGUCAAUUCUGCAAAAUCGACAGAGAACUGAGAAAGAACAUAGAUAGCCGGCUGUACAUUGGCCCAACCACCAAUUAUCAUCACAGGGUAGUAUCUCCCUCUCCUUGUUUAGUGGUGGGGUUCUUUGCAAGUUUCAAUAUGAAGUUGUUUAAGUGAUCAAUGUAAAUGCUUUUCUUUCUGUGAAUUGAGUUCUAUUAUUUCACUCGGAAAAUUCCAUGAAUCUCAAAACAAUGUGCAUCGGAAACAGCAUUUUUGCUGAUUCA
This is a messenger RNA of Telopea speciosissima, 1190 nucleotides long. RefSeq lists its product as uncharacterized. Lineage: Eukaryota; Viridiplantae; Streptophyta; Magnoliopsida; Proteales; Proteaceae. The transcript has 5 exons. Bases 121 to 684 code for a protein of 187 amino acids. The record is from RefSeq and is a predicted model, not a curated record.